This is a messenger RNA of Alternaria postmessia, 1113 nucleotides long. RefSeq lists its product as uncharacterized. The record is from RefSeq and is a predicted model, not a curated record. Lineage: Eukaryota; Fungi; Ascomycota; Dothideomycetes; Pleosporales; Pleosporaceae. The transcript is spliced from 2 exons. Bases 1 to 1113 code for a protein of 370 amino acids. Gene Ontology annotation, molecular function: methyltransferase activity. Gene Ontology annotation, biological process: methylation.
AUGCUGGAUAACGAGCCGGGAAAUGCAACUUCAAACGACGGGCGUCCCAAAACCUCGUCGGACAAUUCAUUGACCCCAUGCCCGAACCUGAUCAUCAAGGAGUACUGCCUCAAGCAUGCAGCUAUAUUCAGGGAACUCACGGAUCUUCGGCGCAGAGGAUGGGAGAAUUCCCAAGGAGACGACCACUUUAGAGUACAGCGCUACCGAGCAGAUAACGCGGAUGAGUCCGGCAAACGCAUAUUCUACAAAAUGAUGUGCCAGAUCGGUGACGAACUCGACGAGAUGACUUCAGUCCUGCCAUCAACUUCAUCACUUAGCAGAAAUCCUGCCAUUCUCGAUCUCUGCAUGGCACCUGGUGGCUUCACAGCCUCUGUUCUCAAGAGAAACCGCGAUGCUAGGGUAUGUGGGAUCAGUCUCCCCGUCUCUCAGGGCGGUCAUAAGAUGAUACUUCACAAUUGGCGAGAAGAUCCGAGAGUCCAAGUCCGCUUCCUUGAUAUCACAAUGCUGGCGGCUGAAAUGGACGUUACCGACAUUCCAGUGGAGCACCCAGAUACUAAAAGCUUCGUGUUCGACCGUCCCUUUUACGGCGAAGCCUUUGAUCUGGUCUUCUGCGAUGGCCAAGUCCUGCGGACUCAUCCCAGAGCGGAAUAUCGCGAGAGACGUGAGGCAUGGCGGCUAAUGACGAGUCAACUUGUGUUCGCGCUUCAGCGUGUGAAAGAGAACGGCAAAAUUGUGGUUCUGCUACACAAACUUGAGGCCUGGGAUACGGUAUACCUCCUGUACACUUUAAGAAAAUUCUCGUCGCUCCGAUUGUUCAAGCCGCGCAGGAAACAUGCUAUAAGGUCUUCGUUCUACGUUGUUGCUGAGCAGAUCAAACCGGAUAGCCCAUGGCUUCAAGCGUCUGUGGCUGCUUGGAAGAAGGAGUGGUACAUCGCAACGUUCGGAAGUGACACAGAGUACAGGAACAACCGGUCCAAGUUUCAAGCUACUGUAGAUGAUGUUUUGUCGGAUUUUGGCACUGAGCUGCUAGAGCUGGGGCAGUGUAUCUGGGAAGUACAGAGUGCUGCACUAAUUACGCAGGUCUUCAUUCAUGAUGUAAAAGCCCUACAUUGA